This is a messenger RNA of Ilyonectria robusta, 813 nucleotides long. RefSeq lists its product as uncharacterized. The record is from RefSeq and is a predicted model, not a curated record. Gene Ontology annotation, molecular function: oxidoreductase activity, acting on the CH-OH group of donors, NAD or NADP as acceptor. The coding region runs from base 1 to 813 and encodes 270 amino acids. Lineage: Eukaryota; Fungi; Ascomycota; Sordariomycetes; Hypocreales; Nectriaceae. The transcript is spliced from 5 exons.
AUGGCUUCUUACUUGGUCACCGGGGCAUCCCGUGGUCUUGGCUUCGAAUUCAUCAGCCAGCUCUCCAGCGACCCUAACAACACAGUCAUUGGUCUUGUUCGCAACAAGCCCGCCACGCUUGAAAAGGUUGAUCGAGAAUUGAAGCAGCGGGCCAAUCUCCAUAUCCUUCAGGCAGACAUAACUGAUUACGAGGCACUGAAGGCUUCCGUGGACGAAGUAUCCAAGAUCACUGGUGGCAGCCUUGACUAUAUCAUCGCCAAUGCCGCCUUCGUCUCCACCUAUUCUGCUUGGGACACCCUUGGCUCCUUAGGCAAAGAUCACAAGAGACUCGGUGAGGACUUGCUGGAGUCUUUCAAUAUCAACGUCGUCGGCAACAUUCACCUUUUCAACUUGUACAUGCCCCUCAUUCUGAAGGGCAAAGUCAAAAAGGUCGCCACGAUCUCGUCGGGAAUGGCCGAUAUCGAACUUAUUGCGCGGUUCAGCAUCGCCUCUUCAGCGCCGUACUCGAUCAGCAAAGCCGGCAUGAACGUCGCCGUCGCCAAGUUCAGUGCCGAGUACAGCAAGGACGGAGUACUGUUUUUGAGCAUUUCGCCAGGGCUGGUAGAUACAAGCGAAACUGCGCCAACCGAGGACCGGAUCAAGGGUGGACAGCAAAUGAUGGCGCAGUUUGCCGAGUACGCGCCUCACUUCAAGGGACCUACCACCGCAGAGUCAUCCGUAAAGAAUGUGCUCUCCGUCAUCAAUCAGAAGAGCGUUGAAGCAGGAGACGGUGGCUCCUUUGUCUCUCACUUCGGAAACAAGCAAUGGCUUUGA